Messenger RNA from Salvelinus sp. IW2-2015, 1135 nucleotides. RefSeq names its product endophilin-B1-like. Gene Ontology annotation, molecular function: protein binding. Gene Ontology annotation, cellular component: cytoplasm. The record is from RefSeq and is a predicted model, not a curated record. NCBI's taxonomy places the organism in Eukaryota, Metazoa, Chordata, Actinopteri, Salmoniformes, Salmonidae.
AGGGUCUAAAUGCUAACCCAUUAGGAGAGGAGUAUGUAGCUCAUGUCUCCUACAUGUUCAGCUUCCUACGAGUCAGAUGGCUGAAGAUGUGGGCCCAGGAAGUCUCUCAGGCAGAGAUGGAGCUGAGGAUCUCUCAGUGUGUGUUUGACCGACAGUCAGAGAUCACCAGACUACUGCUGGAGGGAAUCAACACUACACAUGCUGCCCAUUUGAGAAGUCUGUAUGACUUUGUAGAAGCCCAGGGUAGUUACUACGCUCAGUGUUACCAGCUCACACAGGACCUACACACCCAACUGGCCAGCAGGACACAAGCGUACGGGCUAAUCCAGGAAGAGUAAGAGGACGUGCUACUAUGAAGUCAUCAGUGGGAGGAAUGUCUUAGAUGUUAUCUACUGUCCUGUCAUAACCUGUAUGUGUCUAUCAAAGCAUCCAUGUACUCUUUAAGGGAGUUACGUAUCCAGGCCUGAAUGUAUGUAUAUGGUGGUGAUCUACAGUAUGUGCAGGUUAUCUAGAUGUAUAUGUAUGUAGGUUACUGUAUAUGGUGGUGUAGAUCUAUAUGGUUGUUAUAGACUGUGUCUAUUUGGAGACUUAGAAAUGGAGGAACACUGACACCUGUGUUUACAUGAUGUAUUGUGUCGUCUGAAAACAGUUUGUGUGUUCAAGAGAGGUGACAUUUUGUUGCAUAUGUAAUACGUGUGUGUGUGUGUGUGUGUGUGUGACCCUUCACCUCUAUAGGGUGAGGUCAUUUUCCAUACGGCAACAUGUCGUGCUUAUUCCAUAGUAUUAAACAUAUACACACACACUUACAGCCUUGAAUAUAGGCCCACCAGGCUAAACCGUGUAAAUGUUUCUGUCUACAGAUGUUUUCAAUUGACCCUGCCUGACAGGACAGCUAUACACUCACACACACACACACACACACACACACACACACGACAGACCCGCCUCGAUCUGCUGGUGCUGAGGUCUACAUGGUUACUCUGGGUUACUGGGACACACACAACACACACACAUUAACUAUUGAGGUUAACUUGGCAGGGUUGUUUCAGUGACAUUAUAAUGGUGUUUAAUUAUUAACUCUGAUCAUAUUAGAUCGUCUGGCAUUAUUUAUAAUCAUAUUAAACAGAUAAUGAGG